UUUCUGCUACAUAUUCAGCAUCACGGCGUUGUUUGGUUACACGAUUCCAGUAUUAAUUCAAGGCUAUUAAUUAAAGAGGCCAUAAUGGUUGAUCCCCGAGUGGCAGGAAGAGCGUGGCACUGUGAUUUCGGGCUAAGCGCGAAGUCAAGGUCGUAAAACAUGAACGUGGAUGGUGUCAUUAGGAUUGAGACGCGCGCCGUUAACGGAAAGCCUCGCAUCUUCAUCGUCCACGGCGAACAUGUUGCAGACGAUAGUGUCGGCACGGUGAAGUGGGAAGUGAAGCCAGCCGGCAUCAGCAGCAGCAGCGGCGGCGGCGGCGGCGUAGUGAGCCGACUCGGAAGCAGAGCAUCCUCCUCGGCUGUAGGAAGAAGUGGUGGCGAUCCGCCAGCAAGCUCCAGAAGGCGCGACGUCGCGCGAGCGAAAAAGAGUCGCGCGGUGAACGGAGGAGGAGGAGGCGAGAGCUAUAGCACUCUCACCCAGUCGGGCUUCAACCACAUACUCAGCGUCCUCGGCAAGGAACUACCAGACUCGUAUCGGUCAGCAGAGGGCAGCAGCAGCAGGAGCUCGCGGGCCGAGCGUCCGGCGGGCGAGAGUGACCGGUCGCCGCGGCGGCCAGACAAGCGGCGGGGCGGCGCACCGGCGAGAGAGCCAGCCAGCGAUGGCGGCGGCGGCGGCGGCGGAGGCAGCGGCAGCGGGCAUCCAAGUGGCAAAGCACAGCAUCAGAAGCAGCAGCAGCAGCAGCAACAGCAGCUGCUGGGUAGUGAUGGCGACGGCACAACAUCUGCCACACUGAAAGUGAUGGGACAGCCAGUACGGCUGGAAACCUCGCCUCGGCAGAAGGCUCUCCAGAACCAUCAGCUGCAGCAGCAACAGCAUCAUCAGCAGCAGCAACAGUACCACCAGCAGCAGCAGCAGCAGCCAGUUCUAGAUGGCAGGCACAGGGACUCGAUGGGCAGCCCGCAACAGCAGCUGCAGCCACUCUCCAAACUCGAGAAGAAGAAGAUGGAGUGGAGGCAGCAGCAACUUGGUAUGUCUACGGCUGUCGGUACAAGAGGGAGAGGGGAAAGGGCGAGGAAAGGCAACUCUCUCACUCUGCCUCGGUCUCGCUGCGAGGAAAAAUUUAGUUCCAAAAAAUAUUUCUCGAAGUUUGAAAAAGGGCAGAGACUUCGAUAUCUCGAUAUCUCGUGCAGAGAGUUCAAUUUCUCGAUAUCUUGUAUGAAGGGUGAAGACUUUGAUAUCUCGAUAUCUCGUGCAGAGGGCAGAGAUUUAAAUAUCUCGAUAUCUCGUGUGAAGGGCAAAAGCUUUGAUACCUUUUAA
Molecule: messenger RNA, 1317 nt
Organism: Priapulus caudatus
Lineage: Eukaryota; Metazoa; Priapulida; Priapulimorpha; Priapulimorphida; Priapulidae
Product: homeotic protein female sterile-like
Exons: 9
Coding region: 160-1317 (385 amino acids)
Source: RefSeq, a predicted model, not a curated record